Messenger RNA from Prorocentrum cordatum, 366 nucleotides. The record is from the annotation of a GenBank genome assembly. Lineage: Eukaryota; Dinophyceae; Prorocentrales; Prorocentraceae.
AUGGCUCUCGGCGCGCUUGCGGGCUGGCGCUGGAGCUGGAGCGGAGGCGAGCGCUUGAAGGCGAAGCGCUUCGGCGAAGAGUCGGUGGACUUCAGCUUCCUGCGGGAGCCCGCCUUCCAGGAGCUUAAGGCCGCGCGAGCCGAGGCCGUGGGGGCCCCCACGAAGGUGCUGCUGCUGCGGAACGUCGCCGACGCCGGGGAGGUCGACGUCGACUUCGAGUGCAAGCUCCUCGAGGAGGCGCGGAGGUUCGGCAGGGUCCGGAGGUGCGUGGUGCGGGAGUGCUCAGCCGGCGCCGACGCGGGCGCCGUGCGCGCCUUCCUCGACUUCCGCCUGGCCUCCGACGCGGAUCGCGCCGCCGGCACCUAG